GCAGAAAAAUAUAAACAAAAUAUUUUAUAGUAAACAGGCGCAGGCGUAUUGUACAAUGUGAAUCGAUUUGGCGCAGGGGGUGUUAGUGUGAAGGGCAGAAUAACAUUACAUACAUGUCAACAAAUUUACCGUGGCAACUGUCACAGGGGCAGUAGGAUACUGUGUCAAUUAAUCUAAUGGAAUUGUAAAUCAUAUUAUUUUUUGACACAACACAAUGGCUAUGUUCAAGGGUUUUCGAGUAUUCGAAAAAUCCAAACCUCCCAGUCCACACAGUGUCCUUUUAGAAAGAAAAGGCAGAGAUGAGACCCUUUUAUUCGAAUCACAAGCGGUCGCCGUACUGUCUGCCCAAGAAACUGAGGCUGUUAAAAAGCAAUACACCAAAAUAUUAGAUGCGUAUGGAUGUUUGGGUGUCCUACAGUUGUAUGCUGGGGAGACCACCGUUUUGUAUUUGGUUAUGAUAACUGGCUGCUUUUCAGUGGGUAAAAUUGGUGACUCUGAGAUUUUUCGUAUAACCCAAACCCAGUUUGUACCACUCCAUUACCAGCAGACUGAAGAUAAAAUUGUUGAAGUAAGAAAAUUACUCAACUCCGGUACAUUUUAUUUCUCAUGGUCAGGCAGUGUAGGGAAUAGUACACCUCUAGAUUUAACAUUAUGUGCACAACGAAAACAAAAAACACAAAUAACAGAUCAUAGAUUUUUUUGGAAUAGAAUGUUGUAUGUCCAUUUAGUAAGGUUUGGUGUUGAUUGUAACAGUUGGUUGGUGCGUGCAAUGUGUGGGUCAGUUGAAAUCCGUACUGUCUAUGUAGGUCACAGGAAGGCUCUUGCUGCUGUUAUAUCAAGACUCAGUUGUGAAAGGGCUGGGACAAGAUUUAAUGUGAGAGGAACAAAUGAUGAAGGGCAUGUAGCUAAUUUUGUAGAAACUGAACAAGUUAUUUUCCUAGAUAAUGAAGUAACAUCAUAUUUGCAAACUAGAGGCUCUGUACCAUUAUUUUGGGAACAACCUGGUGUACAGGUUGGAUCUCAUAAAGUACGAAUUUCCAGAGGAUAUGAGUCUUCAAAGUCUGCUUUUAACCGUCACAUGUCCACAAUAAAAGAAAGAUAUGGCAAGCAGGUGAUCGUAAAUCUCUUGGGCACUAGUUUAAUAGGUAGUAAAGAGGGCGAGGCAACAUUGAGUCAGGAAUUCCAGAAACACCACAAAGAAUCUUCCCACUCGGAUAUCGCGCACAUUGUCUUCGAUUAUCAUCAGGAGUGCAGGGGCGGUAACACAACAAAUUUACAAAAACUGAAGGCCAAAGUGGAGAACGAGAUGCAAGAUUUCUCGUUUUAUCACGUAAUUGGUAACACCACGUACAGUUUACAAACUGGUACGAUUCGAACAAAUUGUCUGGAUUGUCUGGACAGAACAAAUUGUGUCCAAACAUUCUUUGGACUUGAAACAUUAGCAAAGCAACUACAAUCAAUGCAAUUAGUUGAUAAAAAGCAAACCAUAUCAAGAUUUGAGGAGGUUUUCAAGCAAAUGUGGAUCAAUAAUGGCAAUGAGAUCAGUAAGAUUUAUGCGGGAACUGGAGCAAUUCAAGGUGGAUCAAAGCUGAUGGAUGGAGCCCGAUCCGCUGCUAGAACUAUCCAAAAUAAUCUACUUGAUAAUUCCAAACAAGAGGCUAUUGAUAUUUUAUUAGUUGGUUCUACUUUGUCCACAGAACUGGCUGAUAAAGCCAGAACAUUACUUCCAUAUAAUACGCUUCACGCUCCUCCACAUGUCUUGAGGGAAAUGUGCAGGAGGUACUUAGAAUAUACGGAUGCGUUGCCUUUAAGGGUGGCAGUUGGAACCUACAACGUGAACGGUGGAAAGCAUUUUAGAAGUGUUGUUUUUAAAGAUAUCCAGUUAUCAGACUGGCUCUUGGAUCCCCAUUUGAAGAGUGGUGGUGACUUGGUUGAUACUGGCUACGCUGACGAUCACAAAUCCUUACCUGUUGACAUUUAUGCCAUAGGAUUUGAGGAGAUCGUCGAUCUUAAUGCCGGAAACAUAGUGAAUGCAAGUAGUGAGAACGCCAAAGCCUGGGCCAUUGAGCUGCAGAAGGUUCUUUCCAGGGAUAGACCGUAUGUACUAGUAACAUACCAACAGUUAGUUGGCGUUUGCCUGUACGUAUUUGUUAGACCGGAGCACGUGCCAUACAUUCGAGAUGUUGCGGUGGACUCGGUGAAGACUGGUCUUGGAGGCCAUACAGGCAAUAAAGGUGCUGCUGCCAUAAGACUGGUGUUGCAUGCCACCUCCCUUUGCUUCGUUUGUGCCCAUUUCGCAGCUGGCCAGUCGCAGGUGAAUGAAAGGAACGCUGAUUAUAAUGAAAUCACAAGGAAAAUUACAUUCCCCAUGGGUAGAUCCCUAAAUUCCCACGAAUAUUUGUUUUGGUGCGGCGACUUUAAUUACAGAGUGGACAUGGAUAAAGAUGAAAUAAAGGAGUGCGUUAAAAGAAACGAUUUCGAAGCAAUUUUACAGCACGACCAACUCAGGAAACAGAAGGAAGAAAAGAACGUUUUCAAGGAUUUCGAGGAGGGAGAAAUCAGAUUUCCGCCCACGUACAAAUACGAUUUGUUCAGCGAUGAUUAUGAUACCAGCGAAAAGUGCAGAGCUCCAGCAUGGACUGAUCGUGUUUUGUGGAAGCGGCGUGCCACAUCUGUUGAAUUGAAUGGGCUUGCAGAUAAGUCGCCAGGCAAAUUGCUUUACUAUGGCAGAGCUGAGCUGAAACAAAGUGACCACCGACCAGUUAUAGCAAUAAUCGACAUCGAAUCUAGAAAAAUUAACGAACAAAAGCGACAACAGGUAUUCUACGAUGUUAUAGCUGAUAUGGGGCCACCAGAUGCUACCAUCAUUGUUCACUGUGAAGGGUUCUCACCUACUGACAAUGAUACUGGGUUAUUUGAUGAUAAUAUGGUUAUGAUAUUGUUAGAAGAAUUUGCACAAUUCGGAGAAACCAUCUUGGUUAGAUUUGUAGCUGACACCAUGUGGAUCACGUUUAGAGAUGGCCAGUCAGUUUUAGAAGCUUUACAAAAAACUAAAGGAAAAAUUAAGAUUCAGGAUUAUGAGUUGACCUUAACUAUGAAAACUCCAAAUUGGGUGGAUCAAACUAAGGAUGAAAUUGGUUUAUGUUCUAGCAACACUGUACCUUUAUACACUUCUCCAAGUCAAUCUGAUUAUAAUUGUUUGGGCAUUCCAGAAGUACCAAAACAACCCCAACAAUCAGGUAGAACAGCGCCUCCAAGUAGACCACCGCCUCCUAGUGUGAAGUCGACGUCGGCCUCGCCCUCGCCAUCACCGAGACGGGUGGUACCACGGGCCGGGGUGAUUAGCAUGCCCGCUAAGCCGGCAUUGCCCAAUUUACCGCCGCCGAAUAUGCCACCACCGGACCUACCGCAGGACGAGUCUUCCGGUAUUUACGAAGAAAUAAUUGAUGACUACAUAGCACCGGAACCUCUGGAACCGCCACCACCACCCCCAAGACCCGAACCUUCGUCAAACAUUCCACCUCUUACUCCCUCUAGAGUUCCUCCGCCAGUACCGGCCAGAUCUGCACCGCCUCCUCCUUUACCUGCAAGACCUAGGCAGUAAAUAUUCAAGCUUUCUGCUUGAUCUUUAUAUUAUUGUGCAGUAUUGUAUUAUUCUAUAUGUAUGUUUGUAUUUCUUUUACCGUUCGUUGUUUAAUAAUCUCUAUUAGAUUUUAUAUGUGUUAUUUUAAUGAAGUUUGGUGUCUUAAUAUUCACUAUUAAUGUGUAAUUUGGUAGAGAUUAUUGUAUAUGAAUGGUUAUGUAUAUAAGUAUAUCAAGACUACCACACAUUUUCCUAAUUUUUUAAACCGAAAAUACAAAAUUCUUCAAGGUUAAUAUUAUAAAUAAAAACUUAAACUAUCUACCAUUAUUUUUUACAGAAUUAUAUGUGGUCUUGAUUGAAUAAAUGUUAUUUAUAGAAGUGCUGACAGUUAUAUAUAUAAAUUGUUAUUGUUUCACUUGCCUUAAUCUGUGACUAUAGUUUGGCUGUUAUUAGAUAAUUUAAUUCUUCUUGCGUUUAUUAUAUUAAAAAGUAUUUAUUGUACAUAAACAGUUAGAUCGUGCAUAUUUAAAUUAUCUAUUUCUUUUAAUAGUCUAUUGAUUAGUUCCUAUUUUGACUGGACUCUUUAAUCAUUCCAUUCUGAUGUUACAUAUAUUUGAGAGUAUAUUAAAUCAUUUGUUCAUGUCAUGUGACUAGUAAUAAAUAUUGUUCUUGGUAUUAUUUCCCACAAUAUAUGCGGAAACAUAAUCCCCAAUAAUAUCUGCUCCAUUAUUUAGGAACCGCUAGAAAAUUGCAAAUGUGAAAUUUUUGCAAAUACGAUGUUUUAAGAUUAAUGCUGAUAAAUAUUCAUAUAUCAAGAGAAUUAUGUAAAAAUAUUGAAACUUAGAAAAAUUAUCAUUUGAAUAUAUUAUGUAUAUUGCUAGUUAUUUGGAGCAUAUAUUUAUUGUUUUCUUUUAUAGCAAUAAAAAUAAAUUGUACCAU
Molecule: messenger RNA, 4522 nt
Organism: Aethina tumida (small hive beetle)
Lineage: Eukaryota; Metazoa; Arthropoda; Insecta; Coleoptera; Nitidulidae
Product: synaptojanin-1
Exons: 9
Coding region: 215-3604 (1129 amino acids)
Biological process (GO): phosphatidylinositol dephosphorylation; synaptic vesicle endocytosis
Molecular function (GO): phosphatidylinositol-4,5-bisphosphate 5-phosphatase activity; nucleic acid binding
Source: RefSeq, a predicted model, not a curated record